GCACUAAYCUGGAAUCAUCGAAAUUAUAAAAAUGCCUGUGAAAAAAACAGUUCUUAAUAGUCGUAGUUUUGAUAUUUACCAGGAUAGAAAUAAGUAUUAUGAGGAUUUACGUCGUAAACGUAAUGAUGUUACUAUUGAGUUACGAAAAAAAUCACGUGAUGAGCAGUUGAAUAAGCAUAGAAAUAUAGUAGAAGCCCAUGAUGAUGAAUUGGAAAUAAAACCUGAAGUUGAAUUGACAAUUGAUGAUAUCAAAGAAGGUAAAUUAAUUUCUUUAUGCAACCCGAGAAUAGUUUACACAAUCAUUAAAAACCUUACAGAGCCGGGAGAUGUCAAAGUUCAAAAAGAAGCGGCUUGGGCCAUAAACAAUCUAUUUAGUGGCGGUUCAGAUGCUCAGAAAUCUCAUCUGAUUGAUGUUGGAAUAUUGGAACCUUAUUGUGCUUUAUUAAUAUCUCCAGAUGAUAGAAUGGUAGAAAUUAUACUUGAAGGUCUUAAUCAACUAUUAGAAAAAUCUGAAUGCACCAGAGGCAAGCUUUGUAUGUUAAUUGAAGAAGCAAGUGGAUUAGAUCACUUAGAAGCAUUGCAGAAUCAUUCUUCUCAAAAAAUUUAUGAGAUGUCAUUCAAUAUAGUAGAAAAAUAUUUUCAAGGAGAGGAUGAAACUCAAGAAUUUGACUUGGGAAUAAUUCCACAUGAUAUGAGUUCAGGCAAUAUGUUCAGCAUUGAUCAUUGACGAGGAAAAAUAUAUCUCAUA
Messenger RNA from Diuraphis noxia (Russian wheat aphid), 748 nucleotides. Its product is annotated as importin subunit alpha-1-like. The record is from RefSeq and is a predicted model, not a curated record. Gene Ontology annotation, molecular function: nuclear import signal receptor activity; protein binding. Gene Ontology annotation, biological process: protein import into nucleus. NCBI's taxonomy places the organism in Eukaryota, Metazoa, Arthropoda, Insecta, Hemiptera, Aphididae. Gene Ontology annotation, cellular component: cytoplasm.